This is a messenger RNA of Caenorhabditis briggsae, 996 nucleotides long. RefSeq names its product Protein CBR-XBP-1 (gene Cbr-xbp-1). The record is from RefSeq and is a predicted model, not a curated record. The transcript is spliced from 3 exons. Bases 1 to 996 code for a protein of 331 amino acids. Gene Ontology annotation, molecular function: DNA-binding transcription factor activity, RNA polymerase II-specific; RNA polymerase II transcription regulatory region sequence-specific DNA binding. Gene Ontology annotation, cellular component: nucleus. Lineage: Eukaryota; Metazoa; Nematoda; Chromadorea; Rhabditida; Rhabditidae.
AUGAGCAACUAUCCAAAACGAAUCUAUGUGCUCCCGGCACGCCAGCCACGUGUCGCUUCGACAUACCAAAAUAUGGCACCGCCACCACCAGUCAUGAGAGCUCCGAAGCGAGCCAUCUCGACCGACCAGAUCGUCGCCGAGCUUCUUGGAGAUGAUAUGGGACCGUCGGGACCCAGAAAACGCGAGAGACUCAACCAUUUGACCCAGGAGGAGAAAAUGGACAGACGAAAGUUUAAAAAUCGAGUCGCCGCACAAAAUGCUAGAGAUAAGAAGAAGGAAAGAUCUGGAAAAAUCGAUGAAGUGAUGCGUAAGCUCGUCGAAGAGAACAACCGUCUUCGUGCCGAGAACGAGAAGCUUCGCCGUCAAAACGAGAAAUUCCAAUCCCGGCAACAACAACAAAUGCAAAUCGUCAACGAGCAAUCAUCCCCAGUUAUGUAUCAGAACGAGAACAUUGUCAGCGAUUCCACCAUCUACUCAAACGUCGCCUACGAGGAAGAAGUCGUCGGGGAGGAGGAGGAUGUUAUCGUCAGUGGAGGAGUGAUGGAGUAUGGAGAGGAUCAACGAGCCUUGAAUCAGCAGAAUUCAUUAAUGCACCCCAGCAGAGGGACAAGGCCAACGGAUUCUCCACCAGCACCAUCAUCUCCAACACCAACGUCAACACCACCUUCCAACACCGUCAGCCCAUCCGAAGAGUUCGAUCGAUUCGUUGCUGAUUACAUCGAGGAAGGAGGAGACUGCUCAUCGUCGUCAGCCGCAAGUGGAUCUCCAUCGCAAACGCGUGAAACAUUUUCGCCGUGUGCCUCCCUAACGAUGUCGCCGUCGAUGAGCUGCAACUCGAGCAACAACGAUUGGAACGACGACUUCUUCCUUCCCAACGAAAGCUGCGAGACGUCGACAGAGACCAUCGAGGAAGACCCGCUGCUCACCGACCCCGGAAACUGGAACUUUGAAAAUUUCGACGAAGACUCGAUUGACCUAAAUUUCUUCAAUAACUAA